Molecule: messenger RNA, 339 nt
Organism: Miscanthus lutarioriparius
Lineage: Eukaryota; Viridiplantae; Streptophyta; Magnoliopsida; Poales; Poaceae
Source: the annotation of a GenBank genome assembly
AUGGAUCCAUAUCCUAUUGAUUUCUUUGGGGAAUGUAUGAAUAGUCCACAAAAUGGUCAUACUCUUGCAAAUGAGAUAUAUGAACAUAUGGUUGUAGAGAAGGAAAGAGAACCAGAAGAAGGAGAAGCACAAAAGUCUCCCUCUAAGAUUGUUGCUGACAGUCUAAGCCAGAUCAGCCGUUCAUCCAUCUUCCUUCCAAACAUUGGUGUCGCUCGAGUGUCGAAGACUGCACGGUCUACAUCGACAGCCGCAGAAGCACGCCUGCAAGCUCAGUUUGAGGCAACACUCCAAGCAGAAAGAGAGGAAGCUGCUAGGAUGCAGGAACAGUUAGAAGCAUAG